AUGCCAGACUGGGAGGUAGUUGCACAGAGGUUCUUGAACCCGCUGAGCUACAAGGAGCUGGUACGCCCAUGGCAACUGGGGUGCAAAUGCAGCUGGAUAGGGAUCCCUGUUGAUGUCAGAAAUGAGGGAGGGCAGAUGAAAGAAAAAUACAAAAUGUUUUUAGAGGAGAUGUCACAGUUUAUUAUGGAGGAAAUACCAAAAGCUGAAUAUUCCAGUAUAUUUAAUGAUUUUGUUGAAUCUGAAUUCUUUCUGAUUGAUGGAGAUUCAUUAAUUAUUACAUGCCUUUGUGAGAAAUCAUUAAGCCUGGGACAGAAUCUCCACUUCUUCUAUCUAGUAGAACGCUAUCUAAUGGAUCUUGCAAGUAAAGGAGGACAGUUUGUCAUUGUUUUCUUCAAGGAUGCUGAGUAUGCAUAUACCAACUUUCCUGAACUUCUUUCUCUGAGAAGUGCUCUAAUUCUUCAUCUUCAACAGAAUACCACCAUUAAUGUUCAAACUAAAUAUUCAGGAUGUUUAUCUCAAGAGUGGAAAUGCUUCUUGGAAGAGACUUGCCCAUAUUUCCUGAUAGUUGCGGAUGAAGGCCUGAAUGAUUCACAGACAAACUUUUUCAACUUUUUAAUCCUACACUCUUGGGCAAUGAAAAUCCAAGUUGUGCUUUCUUCAGAGCAAGUAUCUGAUGUUCUCCGACUUUAUGCAUACCUUAUUGCAAGCAUGGUUAGAAAUCAAUUAUUUUUCAUGAAGAAUGAAAAGAAGAUUAAAUAUACUUACACAGCUCUUAUUAAACAAUUGGAGCAAAAUAGAGUUUCAGCAUUAUCACCGCUCUUUAAAAAUUUUACAUGGACCGAUAUGAUGGAAGAGGCCUGUGAAAUGAUUUAUCUGCUUGAGCAACUCUGGCCAGAAGGAUCUGAUAUUCGACGUGUUCUUUGUGUUACUUCAUGUUCACUGUCUUUGAGAAUGUACCAUCACUUUUUAGUUAACAGAAAGAAGACUGCCUCUGGUCAGGUAACUAAAUUCUUGCAGGUCAACAGUAAGCCCCUAUCCCUGCAGGAAGUGGAAGAUCUAUGCAGACUUCAUUGCCUCAGUGUGGCUUUUCUACUCCACUUACCUCUUUCCCAGAGAGCUGGUGCUAGAUUCAUUACUUCCCAUUGGAUUCAAGAUACCCAGACUUUCUUUAAAAUGAAAAGGUGGUGUGAAUAUUUCAUCCUGAAUAACAUAAGCAAUUUUGAGAAUUUAAAUUUAACUCAUCUUCCUGACUUAAGUGAUGAGCCUUUGUUGAAGAAUAUUACUUUUUACUAUGAAAAAGAACAUGUUCAAGGCCUACAUUUGAAUUUGGGGAAUGUCAUUGAAAAGGAGUAUGAACAUCUCUGGAAUACUGUGUCAAACUUGGUGAAAGACUUUGAGGUUGGAAAACCAUUUCCUAUGAGAACAACAAAAGUUUGCUUUCUCAAAAAGAAACGUUCACCUAUUAAAGAAAUUUCCAAGGGAAUGGUGCCUAAUUUGGGAUUUAUUCCAGUGUCGUGUAAACUGGUGGAUGAGUUUGUUGGAGACAUUUUAAAAGACUUACCUUUCCUAAAGAGCGAUGACCCUAUGGUUACUUCACUUGUUAAACACAAGGAAUUUGAUGAGCUUAUGCACUGGCAUUCCCAUAAGCUGCUGAAGGAUGACUAUGAUUGUGCAAGGUGUGAUGCUGAUGACUACUCUAGAGAUCCUUAUGUUCUUAAAUCCAAGCAAAAGUUUCAUACUUUUCAACGGUUAUAUGGUAAUUCAUUAGAGUCAGUCUCAUCAAAACUCAUUGUAACACAAACUGUCAAGCCAAAGAAGUUCAAUGCACCCAAGAACAAAAAGACUCAUGAGACUAAAGCUGAAAUAAUUGCUAGAGAGAAUAAAAAAAGAUUGUUGGCCAAGGAAGAACAGAAGGAAGAGCAAAAAUGGAAUUCUCUGUCAGUUCCAAUUGAACAGGAAAUGAAAGAUAAUUUAAAUUCUGGAAUUAAGAAACUGGAAGAUUUUCUGAAAUCAUGUAAAAGUAAUUCAGUGAAAUUUCACGCUGAAAUGGUAGGCUUAACUUCCUGUUUGAAAGCAUGGAAAGAACAUUGCCGAGAUGUAGAUAAAGUCUCAAGAGAUUUAAGUAUUGCUGUUCAAAUGAUGAAAAGGAUCCACUCCUUGAUGGAUAAAUAUCCAGAACUUCUGCAAGAAGCAGAUUACCAAUUCAUAGCUAAAUGUCUGAAAUAUUUAGGGUUUGAUGAGUUGGCAAGUGCUGUACAUUCAACGCAGGUUUUGGAAGAGGAACUAAAGAAACAGAAAAAACGCAGAUACUCAGUCGACAUGGGACCUGUUCGAUUUCAACUACAAUGUAUGGGUCCUUAUUUGAUACGAGAUGAGAGAAAAGACCCAGAUCCCAGGGUACAGGAUUUUAUUCCUGACACAUGGCAGCGGGAGCUCCUUGAUGUUGUGGAUAAUAAUGAAUCAGCAGUGAUUGUUGCCCCAACAUCCUCCGGCAAAACCUACGCUUCUUACUACUGCAUGGAGAAAGUGAUGAAGGAAAGUGAUGAUGGGGUGGUUGUGUAUGUUGCACCAACAAAGGCCCUUGUAAAUCAAGUGGCAGCAACUGUUGAAAAUCGUUUUUCAAAAAACCUGCCAAGUGGUGAAGCUAUAUGUGGUAUUUUUACAAGGGAAUAUCGUCAUGAUGCCCUAAACUCUCAGGUGCUUGUUACAGUGCCUGCCUGCCUUGAAAUUCUGUUGUUAUCUCCUCAUCGACAAAAAUGGGUGAAAAAGAUCAGAUAUGUUAUAUUUGAUGAGGUUCAUUGUCUUGGUGGAGAAAUUGGAGCAGAGGUCUGGGAACAUCUCCUUGUUAUGAUUCGAUGUCCAUUUUUGGCUCUUUCAGCUACGAUCAGUAACCCUGCACAUCUCACUGAGUGGCUACAAUCAGUAAAAAGUUACUGGAAACAAAUGGACAAUAUAAUUGCUAGAAAUAUUUCUUCUAAAAAGAAGAUCGACUCUCGUGACAAUUUUUGCAAAAAUUACUUGCAAAUGACGCAAUCAUAUAAAGUCAGGCUUGUGGUCUAUGGAGAGAGAUACAAUGAUUUAGAGAAAUAUGUAUGUUCAUUGAAAGAUAAUGAGGUUGAUUUUGACCAUUUUCACCCAUAUGGUGCACUAACAACAGACCAUAUUGAAAAGCUUGGGUUCCCUUCUGACCUUACCCUUUCACCUCGAGAAAGCAUUCAGCUUUAUGAUGCCAUGGCUCAAGUCUGGGAAACUUGGCCGAGAGCCCAGGAGUUAUGUCCAGAGAAAUUCACUCACUUUAAGAACAAAAUAGUCAUUAAAAAGUUGGAUGCAAGAAAAUAUGAAGAAAACUUAAAGGCAGAAUUAGCCAACUGGAUUAAAAAUGGAAAUUUGAAAGAGGCCAAAAUAGUGCUCCAGAGUCUUAGACCUAAUACACUUGGUAUUUCAGAAAACACUGUAGGUAUAUUUCCACAUGUUAUUGAAAAAUUAAGAAAAUUGGGGAAGUUGCCUGCACUAUGUUUCAUAUUCAAUAUUCAUACUGUCGAAGAAAUGGCUUUUAGUGUAAAGACUUUUCUAGAACAAAAGCAGGAGAGAAAAAGGCCUCUCAAAGCUGAUAAAGAAGCCCACGUCAUGGAGAACAAACUCCGAAAAGUGAAAAAGUCCAUGGAGAAGCAAAAGAUAAUAGAAGAAAAAAGUCAGAAAAAGCCCAGAAAAAUGGAUCAAAGCCUGAUACACGAAGCUGAACAUGAUAGUCUACUGAAGUGUCUAGAGAAGAACCAGGAGAUCCCACAAGACUGCACAUAUGCCGAUCAAAAGGCUGUAGAUACUGAGACUUUGCAGGCAGUGUUUCAUCGAGUAAAAUUUCAACAAAGAGGUGAAGAACUGAUGGCUUUGGCACACAGAGGCAUUGGAUAUCAUCAUAGAUGUUUGAGUGCCAGAGAGAAAUAUUUAGUUGAGGUACUCUUUAGGAAAGGAUUUAUUAGGGUGGUUACAGCUACAGGGACUCUUGCUUUAGGAAUCAAUAUGCCUUGUAAAUCUGUGAUAUUUGCACAAAAUUCUGUCUAUCUGGAUGCUUUAAAUUACAGACAGAUGUCUGGACGUGCUGGAAGACGAGGUCAAGAUCUGCUGGGAGAGGUGUAUUUCUUGAAUAUACCGUUGCCUAAAAUAGAAAAACUCAUAAAAUCCAAUGUUCCUGAGCUAAGAGGACAAUUUCCUGUCAGCGUAACUCUAAUCCUGAGACUCAUGCUCCUGGCUUCCAAGGGAGACGACUCAGAGGAUGCCCAUGCAAAGGUGCUAUCAGUGCUAAAGCAUUCAUUGUUGUCCUUCAAGCAACCCAGACUAGUGGAGAUGUUGAAACUUUACUUCAUAUUUUCUUUGCAGUUACUGGUAAAAGAGGGUUUUUUAGAUCGCGAAGGUAAUCCGAUGGGAUUUGCUGGACUCGUAUCACAUUUGUAUUAUCAUGAACCUUCUAAUAUUGUUUUUGUCAGUUUUCUUGUGGGUGGCCUUUUCCAUAAGCUCUGUCAACCAACCAGGAAAGGCUCAAAACAUUUUUCUCAAGAUGUUAUGGAAAAAUUAUUAUUAGUAUUAGCACAUCUGUUUGGAAGAAGGUAUAUUCCAGCAAAGUUCCUAAAUACGACUGCAAAAUUUCAUCAAUCAAAGGUUUUCCUUGAUGAUCUCCCAGAAGAUUUUAAUGCAGCUUUACUUGAGUAUAAUAUGAAUGUGACAAAGGAUUUUGUCUCAUUUCUACUAAUUGUUUCUAAACUGGCUGAUAUGAAACAGGAAUAUCAACUACCACUGUCAAAUAUCGAUUUCACAGGUAAACAAUGUGAAGACUCCCAGCUUGUGUCUCACUUGAUGAACUGCAAGGAAGGAAGAAAGGCCAUUUCACCAUUUGUUUGCCUUUCUGGGAACACAGAUGCUGAUUUGCUUGAACCACAUACUAUAAACCAAGUCAUUCUGCAUACCAUUGGUAUUAAUGGCAAUCAAAUUCCUGUGUUGUGGUCACAAAGAUUUGAUAGACAAGGAAGAAAAAUGCCACUUAAUGCUUAUAUUCUUGAUUUUUAUAAACAUGGCUCCUUGAAAGGAUUAGCUCAGGACAAUAGGAUACAUGGAGGUGACGCAUAUUUAUUACUGAAGGAUUUUUUACUCACACUUAAAGCUAUCAGUGUGUCUUUGCGUGAACUAUGUGAAAACGAGGAUGACAAUGUGGUCUUAGCAUUUGAACAACUGAGUGAAACGUUUACUGAAAAAUUUAAGAAAGUCUAA
This is a messenger RNA of Elephantulus edwardii (Cape elephant shrew), 5262 nucleotides long. RefSeq names its product DEAD (Asp-Glu-Ala-Asp) box polypeptide 60 (gene DDX60). NCBI's taxonomy places the organism in Eukaryota, Metazoa, Chordata, Mammalia, Macroscelidea, Macroscelididae. Gene Ontology annotation, cellular component: cytoplasm. Gene Ontology annotation, molecular function: ATP binding; double-stranded RNA binding; single-stranded RNA binding. The transcript has 37 exons. Gene Ontology annotation, biological process: defense response to virus. Bases 1 to 5262 code for a protein of 1753 amino acids. The record is from RefSeq and is a predicted model, not a curated record.